CAAUUCAUAUAUAUUGUAAUAAUAUUGCUAAUCUAGAAAGCUUAUCUAUAUCUAUAAAUCAUAUCAAAUAAAACAAUCAAACCAAAAUCAAUGUCUGCCCACAACCUUCCCCCUGAAAUCAUUGAAUCAAUUCUCCGUGUGCUGCCUGCAAAAUCUUUGGGCCGGUUCAAGUCGGUUUCGAAACCAUGGUGCUCUUUAAUCUCUACUCCCAAAUUCAUAAAAUCCCAUCUCGUCCAUCAAAACCAUAACACCACUAAACUGAUUCUUCUAAUUUCUGAUUCCAAUUCUCUCUACUCACUUGACAUAAACAGCCACAACCUAUCUGCAACUGCAAAACAACUCAAUUUCGGCCCAAAUACGAUCGAGUUCGAAGAGAUAUUAGGGUCCUGCAAUGGGAUUGUGUUAGCCAAAGACAAAGAUGACACCAUUUUGUUAAUAAAUCCAACUACAAAAGAGAUCUUUAGAAUUCUGGUUUCCCCUUUCGCACUCCCUGUUAGAGAGAGUUUUGUCAUGUAUGGAUUCGGCCACAAUUCGAGCAAUGAUGAUUAUGUAGUAAUAUCGAUUUCCUUUUGGGACACUGAUAAUGAGUAUAACCCGGAUUGUACGGAUAUGUAUGUAAGCAUGUAUAGUUUACGUAACGGUUUAUGGAGGAGGUUAGAUUGUUCUCCAUAUGAUCAUGCAGUUGGGCAUUUGGUUAGUGGGGUUUUAGUCAAUGAGAAGCUUCAUUGGUUAACUAGCGUGCCACGGCGUGGGUAUUCGUCGAUUAUUGCUGCAUUUAGUUUAGAAAGCGAAGAGUUUGAAGAGAUCGAAUUGCCUGACAUGGUAGAUAAAAAUAAAGGUGUGUUUAAUGAGCUGGUUGAUCUUGGUGGGAAGCUUUGUAUGUUUGGAAGUCAAGAAAGUAAUGAUUUUUGGGUGAUGGAAGAGUAUGGGGUCGGUGAAUCGUGGAGGAAGAUAUAUAUCCAUGGAGUAGAGAUAGAUCCUGUUAAGCCCGUGUGUGGUAAGAAUGGGGAUAUUGUAUUCGGUGAUGAAGACGGCGUUUUAGUAUAUGAUAUAGAUGAGAAAAGAUGCAGCAAUGUGAGGAUUGAAGGCGGCCCGAAUGGGUUUGUUGUUGGUGGCAGUUAUUUUGAAAGCCUUGAAUCACUUAAAAGAAGGCUAUAAAUAUGCAGGUUCUUUUUUAAUAAUAAUGUAUGAGUUGUUUGUUUAAUGGGAUAAGAAACGGUAUGAGAAGAAAACUUAUGUUUUUGUAUUCUUGAGUUUUUUAUUAAAAGAAAGGAAAGUGAUGGAAAGGAAAAGUGAGACGUUUUGGAGCUAAAAACUUUCCUUCCAUAUUUGACAUGAUUUAGAAGGAUAAGUUAUAAAUUUAUCAAUAUACCUUUCAACCAUUAUAUGAACUAUAAUAAUUAUGAGGUUAUAAAUGUAAAAUUACAUAUUUUUAUCCUUUCUUAUCCUUCUCUUUUAACUCAAGAAUGCCUUUACAUCAUUUUAUUCACUUUUUUUUCUUUUAAAUGAUAAAACUCAAGAAUGCAUUUUAUAAAUAUAAUUUUUUAUCCAAUCUUCUCCUAUCCAAUCUUCUCCUUUCUUUUUCUUUAAUAAAAACUCAAAAAUACAAUCAUCUAAUAUGGCAAGUAAUUAUAAUAUCUUAAGGAAGUUGUUUGUUUAUUAAUUUGAUAUUUAGUAUGUUUUGGAUUAUGUCAUCUGACCAUCUGUACUACUUGAUA
This is a messenger RNA of Erigeron canadensis, 1718 nucleotides long. RefSeq names its product F-box/kelch-repeat protein At3g06240-like. Bases 91 to 1158 code for a protein of 355 amino acids. Gene Ontology annotation, molecular function: protein binding. The transcript has a single exon. The record is from RefSeq and is a predicted model, not a curated record. Lineage: Eukaryota; Viridiplantae; Streptophyta; Magnoliopsida; Asterales; Asteraceae.